Molecule: messenger RNA, 921 nt
Organism: Styela clava
Lineage: Eukaryota; Metazoa; Chordata; Ascidiacea; Stolidobranchia; Styelidae
Product: troponin C, body wall muscle-like
Cellular component (GO): myosin II complex
Molecular function (GO): calcium ion binding
Source: RefSeq, a predicted model, not a curated record
GUGUCGUCAUAAUCGAAGAAAGCUUGCUAUCGUCAAAGUCGGAGAGGUCGUCGUCGUCGCGUGUCAAGAGCCCGAUUAUUGUCUCACUAACGGAAUAACCUAUCGCUAAAAGCUAACAAGACUGCAAUUUUGGAUUUAUUUUCAGAAGGACGAUAAAAUCUAAAAGACAAAAUGGUUGAAAACUUAUCAGAAGAUCAAAAGUGCGAGUUCAAGGCGGCGUUCUCUAUCUUCGUUAAAGAUGUGGAAGGCGAUGAGAUCAGCUCGAGAGAGUUGGGAAAACUCAUGAAAAUGUUGGGACAGAACCCAACAGAAAAUGACUUGAGGGAAAUGAUGGAAGAAAUUGAUAUUGACGGCAGCGGUACAAUUGACUUUGACGAGUUUUGCCUGAUGAUGUACAGACAAAUGCAAGCCGAAGAAGAAGCCAAGAUCCCACAGAGAGACGAGAAAGAACUGAGCGAAGCUUUCAGGCUUUUUGAUUUGGACGGUAACGGUUUCAUUGACUGGGAUGAAUUAAAGGCUGCCUUGAUCGGCACCGGUGAAUGUGUAGAGAACUGGGAAAUCGACGACAUGAUGUCUGACGGAGACAAAAACAAUGAUUGGCAGAUCGAUUAUGAAGAGUGGCUCGCCAUGAUGAAGCACGUCCAGUAAUUUUCACCUUCAAGACGGCGGGAAAAGAAAAAAUUGAACUUUUAUACGGUUGAAUGCACAACAUGACGUCACAAUCCGCAAUUUUUUAACGUAGAUGUAUAAAUUAUAAAUAAUUUCAUAAAUAUUUUCAAAAUUUUACUAAAAACGGAAACGAUUUUUUGACAGAAAAUUAUCUACGAUUAAGUAUGAUCAUGGUAUUUACAUUUAUUUAUUGAAAAAAUUUAACAAUUGGGUGGCAUUUAUGAUGUAAUAAAGGACGCUACAUAUUGGUUA